Molecule: messenger RNA, 4335 nt
Organism: Cynocephalus volans (Philippine flying lemur)
Lineage: Eukaryota; Metazoa; Chordata; Mammalia; Dermoptera; Cynocephalidae
Product: ankyrin repeat domain-containing protein 20B-like
Molecular function (GO): protein binding
Source: RefSeq, a predicted model, not a curated record
AUGUUUCGCUUUUGGAGCAAGAAGGGCUGGUUCCCCCCGGGCUCCUCCAGCAGUCGGCAGAACAGCGCGGGCGCUGGUGACAAAGACAAAGUCAAGUCGGCGCUUGGGUACUGCAUCCAAGACCGGCAUCUCGGAAAGAUCCAUAAAGCUGCCAGCAGGGGUGAUGUGGCAAAACUACGGCGGAUCCUUUUGCAAGGGGGAGUUGGCGUGGAUGAUAGAGACAAGAUGUUUAGGACCUCGCUACACUUGGCCUGUGCCAAUGGUCAUCAUGAAGUGGUAACUCUCCUGGUGGAGAAAAAUUGCCAUCUUGACCUCUAUGACAGAAAAGGGAAGACAGCUCUGAUGAAGGCUGUACAGUGCCAGAGAGAGGAGUGUGCAGCUAUUCUGCUGAAAAAUGGUGCCUGUCCAGACCUUAUGGACUCCCUCGGCAACACUGCUCUCCACCAUGCUGUCUGCGGUCAGAAAAUAUCGAUUGCAGCAGAACUGCUUUUACAUCAUGCAGAUAUUGAAGCAAUAAAUGGGGAAAGGCUAACACCACUUUUACUUGCAGUAAAAACAAACAAUCAGCCGAUGGUAGAAUUUUUAGUACAGAAAGGAGCAAACAUACAUGUGUCUGAUAAGAUGAAAAGAACAGCCCUCAUGUUUGCUGUAAACUACAGAUCAACAAAUACCGUCAAGCUGCUUCUUGAGCGAGGUAUUGAUGCCCUUUCUAAAGAUAUCUUCGGAAGGACUGCAGAAGAAUAUGCUCUUGCUAGUGGUUGUUAUGGCAAUCUCCAGCUAUUGUUCAAAUAUACAGAGCCAAAGACACCUACAGAUUCUUCUCUAACUUACAAUCCAGGGAAGGAAAAUUCCGAAGAUGACCCUUUAAGCAGGCUUUGUGACAUACCUGGCCCUAAUGAUUCAUGGUCGUCAUCAAUUGAUAACUUAGAUUUUGAUACCAAGAAUGUCCCGAAACUAGACGUCACAAAGCUAAUAAAGACUUGUCCUCUUUGGCAAUCUACAGAAAUUCAACAAGCAAAAUAUGGCAUUCAGAGACCAGAAAAUAAAACCUUGCUUGAGAGUAUCUCUGAGAAUCUUCCACAGAAGUAUGCUGGUCCUUCAUCUGGGGCUGCAGAUCAAAGAGGAAAAAAUAUAGUAAAUGGGCAAGGAGAAGGUAUUAUAAUAAUACCUUCUUGCAUGAGAGGACCAAGAAACUUUAAGAUUGCUAAACUAGAGGAUACAAGAAAUGUAGGCACACCAGUAGCCCAUGUAGAGUCUCCUGAGAAAUAUCCUCACUUGAAGCCUACCGUUGAACGGAAAGAUUCUGUUCCAAGUGAAGCAGUAGAAGUGAAAGAUAUACAAACAUCUAGAUCAGCAGAACAAGACUUUAAAAUGACAGCAGAGGAAGAGCAAGAAAAACUUGAUGGAAAUGAAAAUAAGCAGCCACAGGUUGAUGAUGAAGAAAAGAAGCAGCACAAAAGUAAUGAAAUGGAAAUAUCAGAAAACCUCUAUGAUGGUGCUGCUGCUGCUGCUGCUGCUGCUGCUGCUGCUGCUGCUGCUGAUGAUGAUGGAUUAAUUCAACAAAGAAAGACUGGGAGAAAUGAUAACUGGCAAUUUCCUGUUGAGGAGAAUGAAGAGUAUGAUAGCAGUCCUGCCUUGAGUAUGAUGGAAUUGAAGAAAAAUGAAAAUGAAAAAUGGACCUCAGAAGACUCUGUGAUUGCACCAAUGUUGGAGAAGGCUGAUUUGCUAACUGGUGGUCCAUUCCAAGUGAAGGGUAACAGCCACUUAGGUAAAAUAGAUCAGGAUGAAGGAAGAUUUGCCUUAAAACAAGACAAGGAAAACAGAAGAGAUGCUGACAUGGUGUGUGACAGUCUUAGAGAGCUGCUACGAAGAACAGAGGAGCAGUGCAGUGAAGAUGCUGCAGUGAGACGACUUGAAGUGACUCUGAGGACCCAAGAUGCAGAACUGAGGGCUGUCAGAGACAACUGGAAUCAGCUUGUAGAAGAGCAAAAUGACAUCCAGAGGCAACUUUCUCAAGAACAGAAUGCCAGCGUCUUACAAGAUGGGAUUCUGACCAUGCACCCGUGUAAACAAAAGGAGCUAGAAACGGCUCAAAAGAAAAUGAACGAUAAGAUUUCUGAUAGUCAUACAAAAGAUCUGUUGCAUAAAAAUGACAUGUUGCAAGAUGAAGUUGCCAAGCUAAGACUGGAAAUAGACACAAUAAAAAAUCAAUACCAGGAGAAGGAGAAGAAAUAUUCCAGGGACAUUGAAAUUGUAAAAGAAAAGAAUGAUGACCUUCAAAAGACAAUGAAACUAAAUGAGGAAACAUCAACAAACAAAAUAUUCCAGUACAUUGGACAGAUUCGUGUUCUGACAGCUGAGAAUACGGUGCUAAAUUCUAAACUGGAGAAUGAAAAACAAAACAAGGAAAGACUGGAAACAGAAGUUGAAUCAUAUCACUCUAGACUGGCUGCUGCUAUACAAGAUCAUGAUCAAAGUCAGAUACCUGAAAGGGACCUAGAACUUGCUUUGCAGCAAGCUGAAGAUGAGUGGUUUCAUUUACAGGAAAAAGUGAAUUUUGAUUUGUCUAACCUAAAAGAUAACAAUGAAUUUCUUUCUCAGAAACUUUCUAAAGCUGAAAGUAGAUCUAAUAGUUUAGAAAUUGAGUUCCAUCACACAAGCGAUGCUCUCAGAGAACAGACUUUGGUCUUAGAAGGUGUAAAAAGAGACCUAAGCCAAACACAGUGUCAAAUGAAGGAAUUUGAACACAUGUAUCAUAAUGAACAAGGUAAAGUGAAUAAAUGCACUGGAAAGCAGGAAUCUGUAGAGGAGAGAUUAUCUCAACUACGACAUGAAAAUGUGUUGCUUCAACAGCAACUGGAUGAAGCUCGCAACAAAGCUGAUCAUAAAGAAAAGACAGUAAUUAAUAUCCAAUACCAGUGUCGUGAUAUUGUAAGAAAACCCCAAGCUCAGAGUGAAAAAGGAAGUCUUAUACUAGAAGAGAGAAACAAGGAGUUAAUCAAUGAAUGUAAUCAUUUAAAAGAAAAACUGCAUCACUACGAAAACGAGAAAGCAGAAAGAGAAGUAGCUGUAAGACCAGUUCAACACAAGCUGGCUGAUAGUCUUAAAAAACAGCCUAAGUCAGAGGCUUCACUGGAGGUUACAUCACGUUAUCAAAUUGAUUUAGAAGAUGAGACAAAGGAUUUAAAGAAGAGAUUAUGUGAAAUCCAAAGUCAGGUUGAUGGUCUUACAGCACAACUGGAAGCUGCAUCUUCACAUUGUCUGCAUCUGGAUGCAGAGAAUCAAGUUCUUAAAAAAGAGCUAUUAUCUAUGAAAAAAAUACAAAAGAAAUGUGAACAACUAGAGAAGAAGGAAAAGAAGUUGGAACAAGUAGUAGUGAACCUCAAAAGUCACAUGGAAAUGAACAUGGUAGAACGUCAUCAAGUAGAGCAGUAUAAGCAGGAGAUUGAAGAAAAAGCAAGACAGAAUGUAGUAGAAAAACUAAAAGAAGUUCAUCUGUUUUUACAGGUUGAUGGUCUUACAGCACAACUGGAAGCUGCAUCUUCACAUUGUCUGCAUCUGGAUGCAGAGAAUCAAGUUCUUAAAAAAGAGCUAUUAUCUAUGAAAAAAAUACAAAAGAAAUGUGAACAACUAGAGAAGAAGGAAAAGAAGUUGGAACAAGUAGUACUGAACCUCAAAAGUCACAUGGAAAUGAACAUGGUAGAACGUCAUCAAGUAGAGCAGUAUAAGCAGGAGAUUGAAGAAAAAGCAAGACAGGAUGUAGUAGAAAAACUGAAAGAAGUUAAUCUAUUUUUACAGGAACAAGCAGCAUUUCAAGAAAAUUUAGAGAAGUUAAGAGAGAAUAAAAAUGCUUCCAUAAGAAGUCAAUUCGAACUCAGAAUUACUGACCUGGAAUCUGAACUCAUCAAAAUGAAAAAUUCUCAAGAUGAUUGUCGUGAAACAGAAUUGGUAAAAUAUAAGCAACUCUAUCUAAAAGAAUUAGAAGCCAGAAAAUCAUUGUCAGAAAAACUAAGCAAGGCUGAUAAGAGGCUGGCAGAGGUCAGUACCCAACUUCUUGUGGAGGAAGAGUACACAAUUCUUAGUCAGGAUCUCACUGUUACUACGAGACCUAUCCUGGAGUCACCCAGAGUUGGAAUUCCUAAUCAUCAUUUAUUACUCAGCAGCAAUCAUUUUUCUAGACAAAACAGUGAUUCCUACCUUGAUGGAACUCCCACAGAUCAGAAUGAUGUCCACGAAUACACAGAUUCAAAACAGAAAGAGCUCAACAGGGGUCGCUGGUUACCUAGUCUUCAUCCUGCUGCUGUCUGCGUUGUUGGUAUUUUUAUGAAGAAAUGA